CAGUCGGCCGCGUGCGCCGUGCGCCGGCUUUCCAUGCCUAUUAUUGUACGAGUCGCGCGGCCUCUUGAAACGCUCAAAAGGCGUGCUUUGUUCCUCCGCCUGGCCCCUUUUCGCUAUGGAAACCUGCCUACUAAGUACGAGCGGCCCCCGCCGGCCGGGUUGGGGUGUUCUAUGUACUGCUUCCCGCUCUCCUCCCGUCUUCCUCCUUUCCUGCGAUGCGUUUCGAUGCGCGGCGUUGCACUGCGCUGCAACAACACCACCGUCGUUGGCUAGCGGUGAGGACGCCGCAAUGGCUCAGUGGCUCACUGGACGGUGGACGGUGGCAUGGCAUGGCAUGGCGUUGUUCAAUUCAUGCUUUGGCAGGACAAUGGCCAAUGGGAGGGCAGAUCGCCGGCUCGGUUCGUAGCCGAAGUCAAGGGCUGGAUGCGGCCGGUGACAGAUGGCAGGGCAUACAUACAUAGACAUUGACAUCUUUUUUUGCGCCGCCAAACGGAUUUUUUUUGUUGUGUGUGUUCAGUUUUUC
Aplosporella prunicola CBS 121167 is the source of this 523-nucleotide messenger RNA. RefSeq lists its product as uncharacterized. The coding region runs from base 116 to 406 and encodes 96 amino acids. The transcript has a single exon. NCBI's taxonomy places the organism in Eukaryota, Fungi, Ascomycota, Dothideomycetes, Botryosphaeriales, Aplosporellaceae. The record is from RefSeq and is a predicted model, not a curated record.